Messenger RNA from Rhododendron vialii, 1230 nucleotides. RefSeq lists its product as uncharacterized. The transcript has 7 exons. The record is from RefSeq and is a predicted model, not a curated record. Lineage: Eukaryota; Viridiplantae; Streptophyta; Magnoliopsida; Ericales; Ericaceae. The coding region runs from base 178 to 765 and encodes 195 amino acids.
GAUGGUCCAGGACUAUAUAUACGCACGAUGCUUCGUCGCUAAGGCGGUUCUGGUUUCUCCCCUUCGCUUUCUGAAACUCCGAAGCCCUAACCCUAGAAAGCUCAACUUAAUCUCUCUCUCUCUCGCCGUCUCUCGCGUACUCUCUCGAGCUUCGUCAAUCCCUAUUUCAGCAGAACGAUGGCCUCUAAACCGCUAACAACUGAGGCAAUAGCUCUCACAGAGAAGAAAAUGGACAUGACAUUAGAGGAUAUCAUCAAACUGUCCAAGCGCAAUCCAUCUACAACUCAGAAGCAAAGAGUUUCAAAUAGAAGCCGAAAAUUUCUGAACACUGGUGCCCAAGCAAAGUCAUCAAAGGUUCAGAGGUUUAUGGAUUCGAGAUCUUCUCUGAGACAGGGUGUUCUUGCUCAGAGAAGGUCAAAUUUCCAGGGAAACCAUUUUCCCGUGGCAACUGAGGCUGCACGAAAGGCUGCAGUUGCUCCUAUUCGUAACAGAGCCUUUAACCGAGGCAGGGGACUUAAUGUGAACAAACCGAGAGCUAGGGCCCCGCCGGUUCAGAGGAAGGCCACAAAUGGGAGCUUUACCGCAAAGCCUCAACCACAAGCAAAUACAGUACCUAAGCAGAGGCCUCAAACGCUAGACUCUCGGUUUGCCAACAUGAAGGAACAGAGGAUGAGGGCUUUGUCUCAACAGAACAACGGCGGACGACGAAAUGGAGGUGGACAGCAAAGACAGCAGUGGGGAAAAGGUCGAUUUGGCAACCAAUAGGGAACAGCUUGAUUGUGAUCACUAAUUGUGUACAAGAUCGUUUCUGCUUACUGUUAUGCCAGUUGAAGUGUCGGGGCAUCAAAAGCACAGUAGCUUGGAAUAUCUUUGCUCUUUGUUAAUUCUUGUUUGUCAGUUUUGUUAUGGUGCCUUCUUUUAUCCUCUCUAGUUCAUCGCAAUGGCACUGUGUAGUCGCCACCUUCUUUUCCAAGAUCGUGGAUGGUAACUCUUACAUUCUGCCUAGCAACUGAAAGAACGGAGCUGUCUCUUUGUGUUUGUUUCUCUAGUUGCUGUUGAAAUUUGUGGAUCAGUUCUUUGCACAAAGGGAUUGAGUGAGAUUAAUUGUAUUGUACGUUGGCUUCUUUUCCUUGAAAGUUUUGAGUUUGUGACAUAUUGUAACGGAAUAAGUUAUUUUGUUCUUGGAUUGGAGAAACAUCGGUGGAAGUUCAUGUUGAAUUUUUUUGUGGA